Messenger RNA from Carassius gibelio (silver crucian carp), 1725 nucleotides. RefSeq names its product beta-1,3-galactosyltransferase 2-like. Bases 122 to 1201 code for a protein of 359 amino acids. The transcript has 2 exons. Gene Ontology annotation, molecular function: N-acetyl-beta-D-glucosaminide beta-(1,3)-galactosyltransferase activity. The record is from RefSeq and is a predicted model, not a curated record. NCBI's taxonomy places the organism in Eukaryota, Metazoa, Chordata, Actinopteri, Cypriniformes, Cyprinidae. Gene Ontology annotation, cellular component: membrane.
CAGGUUAUGAAAAAGAAAGCAAAAAGGUUUGACUCACUGUGUGUUUCACAAUCACCAUGUGUGUUUAUCAUACAAUGGUAGUGCUUGAAAAUCCGUAUGAAAUUCUGUUAACAGUGGAAAUAUGGUGGAAGACUAUAGAAAACAAAGUCAACACCAGUCAAAAAGUGGAUGCAGAUCUCUUCGUUCAUGUGUUACAUUCACGGUUUUCCUGGUCCUGUUCCUGUGCUACUACAUCGUCCCCAAUGAAUUCUCAGCAUCUUGGGCUUUAACAGUUGGAUUAUUUCUUCCAGAGAAAUAUACAAGUCAAGCAAUCAACUUUUCACUGAAAAGAGUGUCGGCAAUGUCUGCAGAAACAUGGAAGACCCUGGAACCAUAUUAUGUGGCUUACCCAUACAAGUAUAAUUUUGUUUUGAAUGAACCAGAUAAGUGCCAGAAGGAAAAUUCAUUUAUUGUAUUAAUUGUACCAGUAGCUCCAGGCAAUACAGCUGCUCGGGACGCCAUUCGUUCAACUUGGGGAUCACAGAGGUUAGUUGGGGACAAGACUGUGAGCACAUUAUUUAUGUUGGGUCUACCCACUUCAGAAGAAAGAGAAACGAUCCAAAAAGAUUUGCUACAGGAAAGUGCAAAGUAUCGUGACCUUAUACAAAGUGAUUUCUGGGACAGUUACAAAAAUCUCACAAUUAAGACCAUGGUAAUACUAGAAUGGUUGACUGGUUACUGUCAGUAUGCCUCCUACGCAAUGAAAGUUGAUUCAGAUGUGUUUCUCAAUGUGGAAAACUUAGUGAAUAUGCUAAUUUCUGCACCAAAGCACAACUACAUGUCUGGACUUGUGUCUAGGAAAUCAAUAGUAGUGAGAGAUCCCCAAUCUAAAUGGUAUAUUCCAAAAGAUGUUUACGACCAACCUUUAUAUCCACCCUACGCUCUGGGUUUGGGAUAUGUUUUCUCUUUAGACUUGCCAGUGAAACUUGUUAAAGCAGCACAACUUAUCAAAGCGGUUUACCUAGAGGAUGUAUUUCUAGGUCUGUGUAUGACACAUUUAGGGAUUGCUCUAACUGAUCCACCUGAUGGAAACUUGUUCAGUGUCUUUCCUGUAGAAUACAACCGCUGCCGCUAUUCAAAACUCAUUGCUACAACAACACAAAGCUUGAGAGACCAAGUGGAGUUUUGGAAGGAUUUACAGAGACCUGGUCCAUAUUGUUAAACACAAACAGGUCACAUGACUUAUUUGUUUUUGUGCUGUUACAUACAUGUACAGAUUGUUUUUUAUAAUAACUACUAUUGAAUGGUAGUAUCAGAACAAAUGGCAGUUUUAGUAAAAUAAAAUAUUUUGGCAUAUACACCUUUGGUAACACUUUGUAUUUUGGUGUCCUGGUUACAAAUGUUGCAUGUACUUGCCAUAUUAAUAACAAUAAAUUAUGCAUAGCCACAUGAAACUAACCCUUAACCAAACCCUCAUUCAAACACUAACAAGUGUACUAAGUACAUGUAGUUAAUUAAUCAGUAGUUAAAUGUAUAAUGUAUACCUGUAACAAAGAAAUUGUAAAAUAAAGUGUAACCACAAUUAUAAUGGCUCAUGAUUUCCGUCACUUUUUUUAUUUAUUUUUUAGAAUGAAGGGCCAGGUCUGCUGUUCAGCUUUUCAAAGAAAAAUAAUAAUAAUAAUAAUAAUAAUAAAUGAUAUACUCUAUGCAAAGAAGAGGCCAUAGCUUAGGCUAAGACAUCUGUUA